GAAGACCUCUCCCUCUCCCUCUCUUUCUCUUUCGCCUUCUCCUCUUCUUCCUCCUCUUCUUCCUCUGCCUUCUUCCUUCCAACAUGCAGCCCUGCAGCAGAGAGAUGCAGAGCCUCAGCUCCCUCCUGAACCCUCCCCAGGUCUCCUCCCUCCACGACCUCCAGGGCGGCAACGGCGGCCACCACCACCACCAGAUCCCGGCCGGCGGGGCCUUCGACCCCUCCUCCUCCCCCGGCGACGACUUCCUCGACCACAUGUUCUCCGGGAUCCCCCCCUGGGCCGACCACCUCGGCGGCCCCGCCGCCGACGACGACCCCGCCGCGGCCGCCCUCCCCAUGGCCCAGAGCGGCGACGUCCCCGUCGACCUGUCCGAGGACGUCGGCUUCCGCGGCCUGGAGGAGGCCGCGGUCCUGGCCGCGAAGCUGAGGCAGCACCAGAUCGGCGGCGGCGGCGGGGGAGGGGGCUCUCAGGCUGCGGCCGCGGCGGCGAAGGUGAUGAUGCUGCAGCAGUUGCUGAUGGCCGGGGGCGACGGGUCGUCGCCGUCUUCCCAUUUCAAGUCUGCGAAUCUGGGAGGUGAGAGCUCAGUUCAAGCUCUGUUCAGUGGCUUCGCCGGAUCUCUGCAUGGCAAUGGCCAAACUUCGAACCAGUCACAGCAUUUUCCUCUAUCUCAGGGGGGAUCAAUGCCAACGGCACCGAAUUUCGGCGCCCAAGCGGCGAGCGGGUCGGGCGGCGCCGCGGCCACGGCGGCCGCGCCGGGUCAGCCGAGGCAGAGAGUGAGGGCGAGGAGGGGCCAAGCCACCGAUCCUCACAGCAUCGCUGAAAGACUGAGGAGAGAGAGGAUAGCGGAGAGAAUGAAGGCACUGCAGGAGCUGGUUCCCAAUGCCAACAAGACGGACAAGGCAUCAAUGCUGGAUGAGAUCAUCGACUAUGUGAAAUUCCUCCAGCUCCAAGUCAAGGUGCUGAGCAUGAGCAGACUGGGCGGUGCAGCUGCGGUGGCUCCUCUCGUCGCCGAUAUGUCCUCUGAGGGAGGCGGUGGCGGCGACGGUUCUCGGGCGAACGGCAACGGGCGGAGCAGCUCCAACGGCGGCGACAGCCUGACGGUGACGGAGCACCAGGUGGCGAAGCUCAUGGAGGAGGACAUGGGGUCCGCCAUGCAGUACCUGCAGGGGAAGGGCCUCUGCCUCAUGCCCAUCUCCCUCGCCACCGCCAUCUCCACCGCCACCUGCCAGUCCCGCAUCCCCCUCCCUCCCCCUCCCCCUCCUCCGCCGCCGCCGCCGCCCACCACGGCCUCGGGGACUGCCCCACCUCCCCGAGCGUGUCGGCCCUGACCGUCCAGGGGGGCGCCGCCGCCGCCGCCGCCGCCGACGCCAAGGACGCGGCCUCCAUCUCCAAGCCCUGAUCCGCCGUGGCGCCGCUGCUGACCGUUGACCGCGUCCCCCCCCCCGGUCUCCGUUCGUACUUCUUUUGUUUUUUUUUUUGUUUUGGUUUUCCUUUGACCCGCGGAAAAGAAUGAGGUGGGGCCCGACGAAGAAAGGGUGGCGGGAGGGAGACGUGGGGUUGGACGGGUUUCGUUUUCGCUGUGCGGAAGUCUACGAAAAUAAGGUGGUCCUGCGUCUUGGCCUCUCCUGCGACGCCGUAUUUGGGUAGACUUUGGCCCCCGGAACGAGAAAAGCUGACUCCGUCAAAAUCCGAAAGCAAGAAGAAAAAUACUAAAAUGGAGGAGAACCUUAUCCCGAGGAAAUUCCAAUUCCCUCCUUUUUUUUGGGGAUUAGUCGCCCCCCCCUUUUUUUUUUUGCUUAUUUUUUUAUAUUAUUUUUUAUGCUUCCCCUUUUGGUUGUAAUCUCUCCUUUUUUUUUCUCUCUAAUUAAUUAAUCUCACUUUCUAGUACUUUAUCGAGGCAAUUAUUGAGAGAUAAUUCCGAAAUUACGUGUAUUGAUAUGUCUCUCUCUCUCUCCUAAACCUUUGCGUGCAAUUUCAUGAGGCCUUUUGUAAAGGGAGGAGUCGAAAGCAAAUAAGGAUUGGAUUCAAUUUGGGAUGAGAUC
Syzygium oleosum is the source of this 2042-nucleotide messenger RNA. RefSeq names its product bHLH transcription factor RHL1-like. The record is from RefSeq and is a predicted model, not a curated record. Gene Ontology annotation, molecular function: RNA polymerase II cis-regulatory region sequence-specific DNA binding; DNA-binding transcription factor activity, RNA polymerase II-specific; protein dimerization activity. Gene Ontology annotation, biological process: regulation of transcription by RNA polymerase II. Gene Ontology annotation, cellular component: nucleus. NCBI's taxonomy places the organism in Eukaryota, Viridiplantae, Streptophyta, Magnoliopsida, Myrtales, Myrtaceae.